AUGCAAGGAACUUUCACGAACAACGAGGCCGACUUCGGGGGAUUUCUGUACAAGGAGGUGCCGGGGAACGCCUCCUGCACGGGUGCGAGCGUCGCGCGGCACCGCGGUGUCGACGGGGGUGCCGUGUAUGCCGUCGAGGGCGCCAAGCUGGAAUGGGGGUGCCACCUGGUGAACAACUCUGCACUCGCGGGACCUGCCAUGUGA
Ectocarpus sp. CCAP 1310/34 is the source of this 204-nucleotide messenger RNA. NCBI's taxonomy places the organism in Eukaryota, Phaeophyceae, Ectocarpales, Ectocarpaceae. The record is from the annotation of a GenBank genome assembly.